AAGGCGAGGGGUUAACGUGAGGCACUUCUUCAGCGCCGCCAAGAAGUUAGCACAUUAACGCAAAAAGUGCGUCGGUGUUGAACCCAAUGGCAAGCGUCAUUUUCCCCUUUGGACAAGGGAGAAAUGACCGGUCGGUGGAAGAAGUGUAUCAGAUUUUGUCGAAACUGAACGGUAAGUCUACUGUUGAAGACGAGUUUAGGCACAAGGACCUAUAUAAGGGCAUCCCAAAAUAACCAGUGGUAUCAGUUGAUCCCUUCUUGACUUCAAGAGCACAUCUCAUCCCAACCAUGAAUAAAUUCGUCGCCGUUCUUUCCCUUAUCGUGGCUGUGGCCUCAGGUGCCCGCAUUCCCCGUGACUCGGGAUACUCCCAGAGUGGAUCCCAGAGGGGCAAUGCCCAAGCUCAAGCUCCCAUUGGUAUUGUCUCUUCAGUCUACAAUGGCCCCACCGCCGAGUCGCAGAACUUUGACUUUGCCUUUGAGACAGAGAAUGGCAUCCGGCAAGAGGCCACUGGAGAGAUGAAGACCAUUGAUGACACCGAGGUGGUCGUGAUGCGCGGCAGCUACACCUAUUUGGAUGCCGAGGGUCGUGAUGUGACCGUGACUUGGGAGGCCGAUGAGAAUGGUUAUCGUGCUGAGUCUGACAUUUUGCCCGUGGCCCCAGAGAUCCCAUUUGAAGAGCAACGCCAGGCUGUGGCCGCUCAAAUCGCCUUUGCCCAACAAGAGGAACAAGCCGCCGCUGCCUCUUCCACUUCCAACAGAUACGCCCCUGCUCCUGCCAACAGCUACUCUGCUGCGGCUCCGGCCGCUCCCACCAGCCAAUACGGUGCUGCUUCUCCUGCUCAACCCACAUACACGCAAUACAACUACUAAAUAUUGAAUGGGAUUCAAUCAAAAAGGAUUCAAGAGGUGACUGUUGAGUCGUCUUUAGUUGGUAUCCGCAACACUUUCCCAAACUCUAUGCACUAUGAUUAUUUAUUAAACAUAUGAAUAUCGAUGA
Messenger RNA from Tigriopus californicus, 996 nucleotides. Its product is annotated as larval cuticle protein LCP-17-like. Gene Ontology annotation, cellular component: chitin-based extracellular matrix. Gene Ontology annotation, molecular function: structural constituent of chitin-based larval cuticle. The record is from RefSeq and is a predicted model, not a curated record. The transcript has 2 exons. NCBI's taxonomy places the organism in Eukaryota, Metazoa, Arthropoda, Copepoda, Harpacticoida, Harpacticidae. Bases 288 to 869 code for a protein of 193 amino acids.